Molecule: messenger RNA, 3554 nt
Organism: Platichthys flesus (European flounder)
Lineage: Eukaryota; Metazoa; Chordata; Actinopteri; Pleuronectiformes; Pleuronectidae
Product: NLR family CARD domain-containing protein 3-like
Exons: 8
Coding region: 1-2613 (870 amino acids)
Molecular function (GO): protein binding
Source: RefSeq, a predicted model, not a curated record
AUGGGGAAGUUUGUAGUGUGUGACGUAGUGCCCCUUGGUAUUGUGGGAAAUCAGGCUAAAAGUGUGUGUAUAACGAGAAGUGACGGAGCACCUAGAGCAGAUCGUGGUCUGCAGGAGGUUUCAGAUGAACAUAAGCUCAGUGUGAGGAGGAGAUGUGAACAUGUGACUGAAGGAAGUGAUGAAAUAGGAAGUAGAACCCUACUCAACAGGAUCUACACUGAGCUCUACAUCACAGAGGGACAGAGUGAAGAGGUUAAUACUCAACAUGAGGUGAGGCAGCUUGAGACGGCUUCCAAGAUGAUGAGCCUCCACGACACUCCCAUCAAGUGCCACAACAUCUUUAAAGCCUCCACUGACCAGCAGAGCAGCAUCAGAGUCGUCCUGACCAACGGCGUCGCUGGCGUUGGAAAAACCUUCUCAGUGCAGAAGCUCACUCAGGAUUGGGCAGAGGGUUUAGAGAACCAGGAUGUGAGUCUGCUGACUGUGCUUUCGUUCAGGGAGCUGAACCUGGUGAAGGACCAGCAGCACAGUCUUCUCACGUUGCUCCGUGUUUUCCAUCCAGCGUUACAGAAGCUCACUGCAGAGACGCUCGCUGUCUGUAAACCUUUGUUCAUCUUGGAUGGCCUGGAUGAAAGCAGACCUUCUCUGGACUUCAACAACAGGAAGCUUGUGUCUGAUGUCACACAGAGGUCAUCAGUCAACGUGCUGCUGACAAACCUCAUCCGGGGGAAUCUGCUUCCCUCAGCUCGCAUCUGGAUAACCUCCAGACCUGCGGCGGCCAAUCAGAUCCCUCCUGCAUGUGUUGACAGGGUCACAGAAGUACGAGGCUUCACUGACGCCCAGAAGGAGGAGUACUUCAGGAGGAGAUUCAGUGAUGAAGAGCUGUGCAGCAGAAUCAUCUCACACAUCAAGAUGUCCAGGAGCCUCCACAUCAUGUGUCAAAUCCCAGUCUUCUGCUGGAUCAGUGCUACAGUUCUGGAGCACAUGUUGACCACAGACCAGAGAGGAGAGCUGCCCAAGACCCUGACUGACCUGUACUCACACUUCCUGCUGGUUCAGACAAAGAGGAAGAACAACAAGUACGUUGAGGGACAUGAGAAGACUCCAAAGCAGCUGAAGAGGGCUCAAAGGGACAUUGUCCUUAAGCUGGGGAGGCUAGCACUUAAACAUCUGGAGGAAGGAAAGAUCAUGUUCUAUCAAGAAGACCUGGAGCGGUAUGGUCUUAAUGUCCCAGAGGCCUCGGUGUACUCAGGAGUUUGUUCUGAGAUCUUCAGAAGAGAGUGUGUGAUCUUCCAGAAAUCAGUCUACUGCUUUGUUCAUCUGAGCGUUCAGGAGUUUCUGGCUGCAGUCUACAUGUUCCACUGUUACACCAAGAGGAACACAGAAGAACUCAACAACUUCUUGGGAACAUAUGGGAACAGAUGGGGUACCUUCUCCCUGGAUGACCUCCUGAAGAGAACCAUGGAGAAAUCCCUCACCAGUACAAAUGGUCAUCUGGACCUGUUUGUUCGCUUCCUUCAUGGCCUCAGUCUGGAGUCCAACCAGAGAGUCUUAGGAGGCCUGCUGGGUUGGACAGAGAAAAAUCCAGAAAUCAUUGGGACAGUCAUCAACAACCUGAAGGAAAUGCAGAGUGAUGACAUUACUCCUGACAGAAGCAUCAACAUCUUCCACUGUCUGAUUGAGAUGAAGGACCACUCAGUUCAUCAGCAGAUGCAACAGUUCCUGACGUCAGAGAACAAAUCAAGGGAGAAACUCUCUGAUAUCCACUGCUCAGCUCUGGCCUACAUGCUGCAGUUGUCAGAGGACGUUCUGGAUGAGUUUGACCUGGAGAAGUUCAACACAUCAGUCCAGGGUCGACGGAGACUGAUCCCAGCUGUGAGGAACUGCAGGAAGACUCGACUCUGGGGUUGUCGACUGUCAGAGACUCACUGUGAAGUCGUGGCCUCAGCUCUGAAGUCAGACCCCUCACAUCUGAGAGAACUGGAUCUGAGUGACAACAAGCUGCAGGAAUCAGGAGUGAAGCUGCUGUGUUCUGGACUGGAGAGUCCAAACUGUCGACUGGAGACUCUAAGGUUGUUUGGCUGCAGUCUGUCAGAGAUCAGCUGUUCUUCUCUGGCUUCAGCUCUGAGGUCAAACCCCUCUCAUCUGAGAGAACUGGAUCUUAGCCUCAACGACCUGCAGGACUCAGGAGUGAAGGAGCUGUGUGGUUUUCUACAGAGUCCAACCUGUCAACUGGAGACACUGAGGUUGGAGAGCUGCAGUCUGUCAGAGAUCAGUUGUUCUUCUCUGGCUUCAGCUCUGAGGUCAAACCCCUCUCAUCUGAGAGAAAUGGAUCUGAGUGACAACAACCUGCAGGACUCAGGAGGGAAGGAGCUGUGUGGUUUUCUACAGAGUCCAACCUGUCGACUGGAGACUCUGAGGUUGAUUGACUGCAGUUUGUCAGAGAUCAGCUGUUCUUCUCUGGCUUCAGCUCUGAGGUCAAACCCCUCUCAUUUGAGAGAACUGGAUCUGAGUAACAACGACCUGCAGGACUCAGGAGUGAAGGAGCUGCUUGAUCUAAAGCAGAGUUCAACCUGUCGACUGGAGUCUCUGAGAUGGAGGAGGGAGGACUAAAGGUGAGUGUGAAGAGGACAGUGUGUGUGGAUGGAGGCUGAGCUGUGUCCUGAGGAUCCAGAGGCUGAAGCAGCAGCAGCUUGUGUGUAGAGCGGCUCUGAUUGGGCCUUGUUGCUGGGAGGCAGAGUGGAGACAGAGCUCCAGAGGAAUCAGAGGGGGUGAGCUGCUCUGAGAUCAGCUGUCACACAGUGUCCAGUCCACCGUCCUCCCUGUGUGUUCCUGUGGAUGUGACACAGCAUCAUCACUGGAUCUGCUGCUGCUCUGUUCUUUGACUCACAAAAGUCAAAGUUGUAAAUAUUUUCAAGUUAUGUGCAGAAAAAUGUGCAAAGUUAAUGCAAAUUUAAAUUUCCUAUGUAAAAAGUGACAUUAUAUUUACUGGUCGGUACGUGAAGCUGUGAGCAGUCGCUGUUAUAAAUAAAUAUCUGCUGAGUUCAAGCUUCUUAUAUUUCAAACAGUUUCACCCUGAUCCUGUUGACGUGUUAGCAUGUUGUGUUGAAAACUAAAAACAGGUAAAAAAUCUCAGCUUCAAAUGAUUUAAUUCAACUGCUGCAGGAAAACCACGAAAUCCAGUUUGAUCAUCACAGAAACGUCUCUUUCAAACCUCAGCUUGUUUUAUUUACUUGUAAAAUCUUGUGGCUGCUUUGUUUACAUGAAUCAUUUCUUUAUUAUUACAUGAAAAUAAACAGUUCCCACUUCAUUAAAGAUUAAAUAGUCUGACAUCACAUGACUCACUGAGGAGGCUGUGGCGGCGUCUUUUCAUGAGGGCGAAGGAGCGAACACGCAUUAACACGAUGGAUCAGACACAUGGCACCGUUUGGUAAAUCAGGCCCGACACUUAUUGUGUAGUGUCACUGUGUCGUGUCACCACUGUUUACAACGAUGUCUUUUUAAUGUUCAAAUGAGUUGUUCCAUUCUGUCCUGAAUAAAGAAUCCCAUUAAUU